Cloeon dipterum is the source of this 2083-nucleotide messenger RNA. RefSeq names its product glutamate dehydrogenase, mitochondrial (gene Gdh). Gene Ontology annotation, cellular component: mitochondrion. The coding region runs from base 162 to 1796 and encodes 544 amino acids. Gene Ontology annotation, biological process: L-glutamate catabolic process. The transcript has 5 exons. The record is from RefSeq and is a predicted model, not a curated record. NCBI's taxonomy places the organism in Eukaryota, Metazoa, Arthropoda, Insecta, Ephemeroptera, Baetidae. Gene Ontology annotation, molecular function: L-glutamate dehydrogenase (NAD+) activity.
GUGUCACAGACGGAACCCGGUGAUUCGAUCGCUAUUCGGUGGCGCCGCUGCAUCUGCCCACUCGAGACUAAGCCGUCGGCCGGCCAGCUGAAGAGCGAGCAGCAGUCGAGCAGAGCACAGUUGACAGCGAGCAGACAGUCCGGGAGAGUCGGUAGUUGAAGAUGCUUCGCCUACGGACGAUAACCGCGCCGAUGCGCCGGCUGGCCGUCGCGGCCGAGUCGAACAAACACAUGAGCACAUCUUCAUUCGAAGGGUCCAUCCACAAGAUCCCGGACAGGCUGAAGGACAUCCCGGACGCGCUCAACCCGAAAUUCUUCUCCAUGGUCGAGUACAACUUCCACCGCGCGUGCCAGGUCGCAGAGCCGAACCUGCUCGAGGCCAUGAAGAAACACCGCAUGUCCGACCGCGACAGGACCGAAAAGGUGAAGGCCAUCCUCAACCUGAUGGAGCCGUGCGACCACGUGAUCGAAAUCACCUUCCCCAUCCGCAGGGACUCUGGAGAGUACGAGAUGAUCACGGCCUACCGAGCCCAGCACUCCACCCAUCGCACCCCCUGCAAAGGAGGUAUUCGUUACUCUCUUGAUGUGAGCCGCGAUGAGGUCAAGGCCCUGUCUGCCCUGAUGACCUUCAAGUGCGCGUGCGUGGACGUGCCCUUCGGCGGCGCCAAGGCCGGCGUGAAGAUCAACCCUAAGCUGUACUCUGAACACGAACUCGAAAAAAUCACCCGACGAUUCACCCUGGAGCUGGCCAAGAAAGGCUUCAUCGGGCCCGGCAUUGACGUGCCCGCUCCCGACAUGGGCACCGGCGAGCGAGAAAUGUCUUGGAUCGCCGACACUUACGCCAAGACCAUUGGACACCAGGACAUCAACGCUCACGCCUGCGUCACCGGCAAACCCAUCAACCAGGGUGGCAUCCACGGCCGCAUCUCAGCCACCGGCCGAGGUGUCUUCCACGGCCUCGAGAACUUCAUCAUGGAGGCUGGCUACAUGAGCCAGAUCGGAACCACUCCUGGCUGGGGUGGCAAGACUUUCAUCGUGCAGGGCUUUGGUAAUGUCGGCCUCCACACCAUGAGGUACUUCCACCGAGCAGGAGCUGUCUGCAUUGGCGUCAAGGAAUACGAUGGAUCCAUUUACAACCCCGACGGUAUCGACCCCAAGGCACUGGAAAACUACCGCAAUGAGAACGGCACCAUUGUUGGCUUCCCUGGCGCCCAGCCCUACGAGGGCGAGGACCUCAUCUACGAGCCGUGCGACAUCUUCGUCCCCGCCGCCAUCGAGAAGGUGAUCACCAAGGAGAACGCUUCCAAAAUCAACGCCAAGAUCAUCUGCGAGGCUGCCAACGGCCCAACCACGCCCGCCGCUGACAAGAUCUUGAUCGACCGCAACAUCCUGAUCAUCCCCGAUUUGUACAUCAACGCUGGUGGUGUCACCGUCUCCUUCUUCGAGUGGCUCAAGAACCUGAACCACGUGUCUUACGGCCGUCUGACCUUCAAGUACGAGCGCGAGUCCAACUACCACCUGCUCGAGUCUGUGCAAGAGUCGCUGGAGAGGCGCUUCGGCAGGGUGGGAGGCCGCAUCCCCGUCACGCCCAGCGAGGCCUUCCAGCAACGCAUUUCCGGCGCCUCCGAGAAGGACAUCGUGCACUCUGGCCUUGACUACACCAUGGAGCGGUCGGCCAGGGCCAUCAUGAAGACGGCCAUGAAAUACAACUUGGGACUGAACCUGCGCACUGCUGCUUACGUCAACUCGAUCGAGAAGAUCUUCACCACCUACAAGGAGGCCGGCCUCACUUUCUAAGCCGGUUGCAAGAUAUGUUGUGCAGCCAUUAUUGAGACAAAGUUGGCGUUUAUUUUUGGUGGAAACUCGCGUGUGAAUCGAGGCCGAAUUUAAUGUAUUAAUUAUCCCAGUCAUUUGAAACAAUCAAUCUCAAUUUUUUCCGUAUUUGAACCGACAGUUGACUCAAGAAUGAGAUGCACAAUUAAUAUUCCUAAUUGUUGACGGUUGUUGAGAGAAAGAGAUUGAAUACGUGAUGCGCCAGUGAGUGACUUAAAAGAGUAUAAAAUAAAAGACAUGAAUGUAUCGAA